Agrilus planipennis (emerald ash borer) is the source of this 1751-nucleotide messenger RNA. Its product is annotated as KICSTOR complex protein ITFG2. Gene Ontology annotation, molecular function: protein binding. Lineage: Eukaryota; Metazoa; Arthropoda; Insecta; Coleoptera; Buprestidae. Gene Ontology annotation, cellular component: KICSTOR complex. The record is from RefSeq and is a predicted model, not a curated record. The transcript has 2 exons. The coding region runs from base 256 to 1677 and encodes 473 amino acids. Gene Ontology annotation, biological process: regulation of TOR signaling.
GUUUACAUUUACUAUUAAAUUAAUCAUUAACAUGUAAUUCACGACCAAUUAUAUGCUGAAUUAUGUUUCUUCUACAAAUUAAAUACCCAUUUAUAAUUAAUAUUGAGAAUAUUUUGCACUAUUAACCUAACAUUUCUACUUGUCAUAUUCGGUAGAGGCAUUAAAAAAUGUACGUUUAUUUUAUUACAAUUACAAGACAUGAAAAAUUAAUUUAAAAUAUUCCAAAUGAACACCAAAGUGUUUUUGAAGUAGGUAAUGCAAGAAGUAAUAUUAUGUACUCAUAUUUCAAGCUUCAGUGCAAAAACAAUUACUGUACUAAUAAUGAGGUCGAUAUCAUUAGUUAGUCAACUAGAAUUCAGCUUUUCUGGAAACGUUGCUCGCAACGCAUUAACAUUAGGAGACGUUGAUAACGAUGGAGACAUUGAACUGGUUGUUGGCAAUGAAGACGGAGAAAUGGAAGUAUUUAAGUAUAACAAUAAAUGGCAAAAAAUUGGCGACUUCUCUUUCAUAACGUGCAUAGGUAUUGGCGAUAUUUUGAACAUAAAUCAAAACUGUUUAGUUGUUAUUACUGCUGAUGGAUGGUGUCACAUUUAUUAUUGCCCACCGCAAAGUAAAAAACUUGAAAAUAGUGAUAUUGAUAUCACUGAUGGUCAAGUAAUGUCUAGUGGAAGUACUGACAGUGAUAAAAAUAUUCAAACUCCACAAACAGAUAGUCAAAAUUUGAAACUGAAAUGUAUUCAUGUACAGAGAAUACCUCCAAAUACAAUGGAUGUUGUUAUUGGUGAUAUUGAUGGAGAUGGUCUAACAGAAAUUGUUUUUGGGCUUACUGACAGAGUUGUACGUUCCUACAGGUGGCUGGGGAAAGACUAUAAGACUGAUCAUUUUGUUUCUGAAUUAGGAAAUGUUUACAACAACACAGGACUGCUUUCAGGCAAACCUUGCCUGUUAGUGUCCCAACCAGGUGGAACUUUUAUGAGGAUUACUUCUGAAGAUCCCAUCAACUUAUCGCUGACUGAUGAAUUUGAAGAUUUGAACAUUACAAAGACAAGAAGUGAGAAAUCGAUGGAGUCUGCAGUGGACUAUCAAUUUCUUGGGAUCUCACGGAUGAGAAAUCAAAUUGUUCACACAGAAAUACUGGGUGACUUAAAUAACCCAAGGAUUUUGAUUGAUAAGCACCUCCAAGAAACUUCACAUGAUUUAGAUAAUUGUAGUAAAAGUAAACCCUACUCUUUAGCUACACUUGAUGGUACCAUUAUGUUGGUCCAAGAUGAAGUAAUUUUAUGGGCAAUGGCAGUGGACCACCAAAUAUUUGCUCUAGAAAAAAUUGACAUAACUGAAAAGAAUUCAGAUGAUGUAAUUGCAAGCACCUGGGAUGGUUACACAUAUAUUUUGGAUCAAGAUAGAAAUUCUGUAAGAUUCCAAGUGGGAGAAUCAAUUCAAGCAUUCUGUAGUGGCCAUUAUACCCUCACACCUGGGGCAUCACCCUCUACCUGUCUAGUUUAUGUGACUUUUAAAAAUAAAGUGCGUUUAUACUACGACAUACCCCUUUCUGAGAUGGUCACAAAAAAGUUUGAACCCAUCUGUGAUAAUCAAGAAAUUCAGGAAUUACUGAAAGUAUCAGAUCCAGCAUUUAAAAGAAAAUUUGUCGAAUAUGUAAUGUAUAAUCUUAAGGUGUAAUAAGCUUAAACAUUGAUCAAUUUAAUAUGUAAUUAAAAAAUAUUAUCACUACUUGAUUAAAAUAUUUUAUUAGG